Molecule: messenger RNA, 1049 nt
Organism: Zea mays
Lineage: Eukaryota; Viridiplantae; Streptophyta; Magnoliopsida; Poales; Poaceae
Product: NDR1/HIN1-like protein 10
Exons: 1
Coding region: 157-792 (211 amino acids)
Biological process (GO): defense response to other organism
Cellular component (GO): plasmodesma; plasma membrane
Source: RefSeq, a predicted model, not a curated record
GUCAACCCCUUUCUUGUCUUGCAUUAAAGACCCAGACCCAGCAAUAGGGAGAAGAGGAACCCAGGAGCUGCCCUUCCUCGUCUUCCUCGCUCGUCAAGUCAUCAGCAUCUCAGCACCCAAAGUCGACAAAAUUGAAGGACACCUAGCCGGCAAAACAUGAGGGGGAAGGUCGACGAGUGCUGGGACGAGUGCUGCUACAACUGGGGCGAGUGGAAAUACUGCCUGCUGUGCCUCGGCAUCGUGGUGGCCAUCGUCCUCAUCGUGGUGUUCGUCGCCGCCUUCGGUUUCGUGCGCCACAUCGACGUCUCCGUGGACGACGCUUCGCUGACGCGGUUCGAGCUGGCGACGUCGCCGGUGACGUCGCUGUCGUACAACCUGUCCGUGACCCUGGUGAUCCGCAACCCGAACUGGGCCAUGAGCCUCAAGAACACCAAGCCGCUGGAGGCGCAGUACAAGUUCGACGACCAGAUGUUCGACCGCUUCCAGCUGGCCGACAAGGGCGACAAGCACCCCGCCGGCAAGACCAGAGUGUACCACAUCGCGCCCCCGGGCACGACGAGUAGCGUCAUGCUCGGGAACGCCGGCGAGGCCGAGUUCCGGAAGGAGAACGCCACGGGGACGUUCCAGGUGGAGGUGGCCGUCGCCGGGGAGGUGCGCUACACGGCGCGCUACACCAAGUGCAAGAUCCAGGCGUCGUGCCCGCUCAAGCUGCAGCUGGCGCCGCCGGGCACCGCCGCCGUCGUGUUCCAGAAGGUCACGUGCAAGCUCGCCAAGGCGGAGAAGAACUGCUAGAUCUAGCUUGCAUAUAUAGCUGGUGGCAUGGCAUGGCACACAAGCCUUAUUGCAUUGCGUUCGUGUUGCGCGGUUUUGUGUUCGUCGAUCGGUGGUGGCGACGAUUUGAUUAUGUUUGUUGACUUUUGUUCUGAUUGCUGUGUGUGGUGUGCUCCGUUAAUCAGGAUUUCUGCUGUCUGCACCCGUGUGAUUGCAAAUUUGCGCGGAAUGUGAUCUGUUUCAGCUCAGUUUGUCUGAUAUAGACCUGUUGUUUAAAA